CAGAUAUCUCGAUAGGGUAAAACGCGUUGGUCCAGUUGCUCCUGGAGCUGGAACGUUAAGGAAACGGUACAGAAGAGUGGUUUGAAACUUAAGAGGAAAGAAAGGAUAUCUGUGCGACAGAUUCACACAUCCCCGUUACGAGCAAUUGCUUGAAAACGUCCUUGAAAUUGGUCGGAGAUCAUUAUGGAGAGUGGGAGGUUGGAUUUAGAUAGCGCUGAGGCGAACGGGAACAGUAAGGAAACGGCAGUUGCCACGUACAAGGCGCUACCGGACGAAGACUGCAACAGGCAAGACAAAGGAGAAAAUAUCGCUAUGGGAAAGCCGAAUAACGAAACUGAUAUUGACGAUGAGGUGCAUGAGAAAAUUCUCAAAGACGAGAAUAAAGUCACUCCCGUGAAAGAUGCAGAGGUAAUCAAAUUUAUUUCUGAGAAUGGAGAUGCUAAGAUCGAUAUUGAGACUGUUAAACAAGCCCUUUCUGGAAUGGGCAAGGAGGAAUUAAUGAAAUUUGCUAACGACCCAUUUUGGAUUCGAUUAAGAUGGUUCUUAUUUAUUAGCUUUUGGCUACUUUGGGUUGCUAUGCUAGGUGGUGCCAUAGCUAUUGUAGUAAUGGCACCAAAAUGCACAGCACCAAAACCAAAAGAAUGGUGGGAAAGAAGUCCUAUUGUACAGCUAGAUCCUGUAGAGACAAGCAGUCAUAACUUGAAAGGCAUUGAAUCUCUGUUAGAUACUUUGAAAGCACAAAAUGUAGAUGCAGUGUCUCUUGCAUCUGUAAUUAAAGAAAGUGCAACAGGAGGAAUAGAAGAUUUCAGGGAUAUUAAGCCAGAAGUGGGAACUAUAAGUGAUCUGGAGGCUCUCAUAAAGAGUGCAAAAGAAAGAGAUCAGCAUAUUAUUUUAGAAUUAGAUCCAACUCACACAUCAACUGAACAUCAAUGGUUCAAACGUUCAGUAGCAAAAGAAGAUCCAUUUACAUCUUACUAUGUUUGGGCUGAUGGACAAACAGCUUCUGAUGGUAGACGUAAUCCACCUAACAAUUGGUUGAGUGUAAAUGGAGGAUCAGCAUGGGAAUGGAAUGAACAAAGAGAACAAUAUUAUCUUCAUCAGUUUAAUAAAACACAACCCGAAUUGAAUUACAAUAAUCCAGCAGUGGUGGGAGAAUUUUUGGAAAUUUUAAGCCACUGGUUAAAGUUGGGGAUCAGUGGUUUCCGUUUAGCCAAUACUCAGUAUCUAACUGAAGAUCCAGAACUUCGUGAUGAAUAUAGAAGUAAAGUUCCUACUGAUGCAGAUAAUUAUGAUUCACUAGUACAUGCUUAUACUAGGGAUCGCCCGGAAAAUGCCGCGGUAUUAUCAAAGUGGCAUGAAAGAGUGCAUAAUGAAACAGGAGGCUCAGGGUUGUUCACCCUUCAAGAUGAUAUUGGUACUGAUAUGUUACAAGUUUACAAUGAAAAAAUGCGACUUAUUCAUAUACCACAAAAUUCUCAGUUCCUUGCAAAUGCAGAUAGCAGUAUAAAUGCUACAACCUUGCAAAAAGGUAUUUCACAUUGGCUCAACCUCACAUCUUGGCCUGCUUGGAACAUUAAUACUAAAACGCAAAGCAUGAGACAAAGAAUGCCUGCAGACAUUGUGGACAGUUUAACGCUCAUGACGUUACUUUUACCUGGAACUCCGAUACUCAGGCUAAAUGAUACGUUAUCCGCAAGGGAUGCUUUUGCAACAUUAUCAAAAGCACGUGAAAGUUCAACAUUCCUUUAUGGAGAGACAAUGCUUGAAACUGUUAAUGGAAGUGUAUUUGUCUAUACCAGGAGCUGGUUAAAGAGCGGUAAUCCUGGCUAUCUUGUGGCCUAUCAAUCAGCAGAGGAGCCUACCAUAUUGGAUUUAUCUUCCAUACCAAAAAUUUCGGAAGAAAUUAGUGUAGUUACGCAUAGUCCUAACUAUGUGCAAGAUGGCGAUACAAUAAAAACAAAGUUGUACUCUAAAAGCGUUCCUAUAUCGGCAAAGAGUACAGUUGUCUUAACUUUCGUUCCACAGAGUUAACUGCCGAAAUAAAAUAUGCUCAACUUAUUUAUAAUAAUCUCUUGCUUAUCAAUCUUAAACAAUGGCAUUUAUUAUGUAUCAUUAUAUUAUCGCUUGUAUGAAUUGUGAAUCAAUGUAAUUAAAUGUGAUGCAGCAAA
Messenger RNA from Megachile rotundata (alfalfa leafcutting bee), 2168 nucleotides. RefSeq names its product CD98 heavy chain (gene CD98hc). Gene Ontology annotation, cellular component: apical plasma membrane; basolateral plasma membrane. The record is from RefSeq and is a predicted model, not a curated record. Gene Ontology annotation, biological process: L-leucine import across plasma membrane; phenylalanine transport; L-alanine import across plasma membrane. Lineage: Eukaryota; Metazoa; Arthropoda; Insecta; Hymenoptera; Megachilidae. Gene Ontology annotation, molecular function: L-alanine transmembrane transporter activity; aromatic amino acid transmembrane transporter activity; L-leucine transmembrane transporter activity.